Messenger RNA from Teleopsis dalmanni, 1263 nucleotides. RefSeq lists its product as uncharacterized. NCBI's taxonomy places the organism in Eukaryota, Metazoa, Arthropoda, Insecta, Diptera, Diopsidae. The transcript has 4 exons. Bases 1 to 1263 code for a protein of 420 amino acids. The record is from RefSeq and is a predicted model, not a curated record.
AUGACAAAUUUAGAAAUGUUGUCAGCUAGUAUGAUACUACAACCUAAACGAAAGAAGAGAGGUGCCAUAGACAUCAUUGGUAACGUCGCAAAUGCGGUGUUUGGUGUUCUGGAUUCUGAAUUGGGUCUGCAAGUAAGCUCCAGUUCAAUUUGCAUCGAAGGCGUAGAAAUCGGAAAAUUGAAUUCUAAAAGUCGUACAAUAGUUUCUGUACAAUCAAAAGUGACCAAUUACAAAACAAUACUUGAAGCAUUUGUUUUACCCAAAAUUCUAUACAAUCAACCAUCGCAGCAUUUACAAAUUUCAGAUUGGUAUCUGCCCAGUAACAUCCAAUUAGCAGAUCCUACAUUCUAUAAGUCUGACAAAGUUGAUAUGUUGCUUGGAGUAGAAUUUUACCAUCAACUUCUAAGUCCUGGUCAAACACAACUUUCAAGGGAACUACCAAUUCUACAGAACACUAUGCUUGGCUGGAUCGUAUCUGUAAAAAUUCAAAAUGCUAACGCAAUAAUUGCAACAUGUGGGAUAGCAUCAGAAGAUAGUUUACAAAAUGCAAUAGAACAACUUUGGAAGGUUGAAGAAGUUGAUACUCACUCAAAAGUCUUCUCAAUAGCAGAGCAACAAUGUGAAGCUCAAUUCACUCAAACUACAUAUCAGAAUGUUACGGGACGGUUCAUCGAUAGUCACCUCAAACGACAAUAUGUAGAUUUCUUAGAUGAAUAUAAAAAAUUGGGACACAUGACCGAAAUAGACAUUGAAAGGAUUAUGUCAUCGUAUUAUUUUAUCCCACACCAUUGUGUUCUUAAGCCUGACAGUACCACCACAAAGUUACGUGUGGUAUUUGAUGCAUCAUCCAAAACAACAUCAGGACAAUCUCGCAACGACUUACUACACAUCGGACCAAUUGCUCGAAGUGAACUAUUGUCUAUUCUGUUACGAUUUCAACUUCCUCGAUUUGUGUUUACUACAGACAUUGAAAAGAUGUAUCGACAAAUACUUGUACAUCCAGAAGACAGCCAAUGUCAGCUUAUCGUUUGGAGAAAUCAUCUAGCAACCAAAUAUUUGCAAGCUUUAGCUGAUGACAAUGUGCAAAAUUAUCCAUUAGGUGCAUCUGCUCUCAAAGAAGACUUCUAUGUAGAUGAUUGUUUACACGAGGCAGAUAGUUUGAAAACAUUGUUGGAAACCCAGAGUCAGUUAAACAAAAUACUGACAGCAAGCGGUUUUAAAUUGCGAAAAUGGUGCGCAAAUCAUCCUAGUUUACUACAAUGA